AAGCGCUCAUCGAGCUCAGUACUCAGUCAGCGUCCAGCCCGAAGAGUAGCGUCCCCUUGCGAAGGUUCUAAGAUUACAUCAGAUUUAUAUAUGAGCUCUCUAAAGAGAUUUUUGGACUUGCCAUUUGGAUGGCUAUUGCUUUCUAUCCUUGUGCUAUGUGCCGUCGGUUUGCCCACGUCGUUCGAAUGCCAUGACGAUCCUGACCCUCCUAUCAACGAAGACUACGUUGAGAUUUCAUUUAAUACAAUGCCACCCACCUUAAAAGAAGCCUCAACGUCAAAACCCGUGGAUCAAUUCAUCGAUCUCACCCAUUCAAACCAAUGCGGUAAGUCUGCGAGUGGUAUUGUGCCCAAAGAUGGAACCCUUAAUUCGACUUAUCAAUCGGAAUACGGCGCCUUCCCCUGGAUGACAGCCAUCUUCCACAACGGCCAAUUUAUUGCUGCCGGCAGUCUGAUCCGAUUGGAUAUUGUCCUAACGUCUAAGGAUUCAGUGAGGGAAAUACCGCAGAAUGAACUUCAAGUGUAUGCCGGCGCGUGGGACCUCCGACGUUCGGGGGAGAAGUAUUCUAAGCUCAAUCGCUCUGUGAUUGAUAUUGUAGUUCGGGAUAAUAUCGCCAUUCUCUUUUUGAGCACGCCCUUCUUCAAUCCGCCGAGCAUACAGGCAAUCUGCCUGCCUCAGACAGAUGCGGUGUUCACCGAAAUCGACUGCAAGACUAUAGGCUGGAGUCAGCCCUCCGACACCGGCACCUACACCAGCCAGUCAGAUAUACUCUGGUUCAGAAAGAACGUCGUCCUGCCUCGAGAGGAUUGCGAAAGUGAAUACAAUCUCCUGGGCAACAGGACCCUGGAACCCGACGUCUUCUGUGCGAUAGAUGUGUCCAACGAGCUUAGCCCUCUAAAUAGUGGCUCAGGGCUCUUUUGUGUAAAUGGAUCCAGUAAACACUCGGUUCUGGCAGGAGUGUCACUUUCAAGCAGGGACUGGAGCUUGGAUAAUCGGCCUGCUCUUUUUGCUAAUAUUCCUCAUUAUUUGGAAUGGAUUCAGCGGGAACUGUCCGAGGACGAGACGAACGAAAAUCAACCUUCUUGAUGAAAAAAAAUUCCAAAACACUCUAUAUUUCGUCUUUAAAAAGAUUAUUUUCAAAUAUUAUUUUGAAAGUACACAGUAUAAAAGUA
This is a messenger RNA of Drosophila persimilis, 1172 nucleotides long. RefSeq names its product phenoloxidase-activating factor 2-like. Gene Ontology annotation, molecular function: serine-type endopeptidase activity. Lineage: Eukaryota; Metazoa; Arthropoda; Insecta; Diptera; Drosophilidae. The coding region runs from base 91 to 1086 and encodes 331 amino acids. Gene Ontology annotation, biological process: proteolysis. The record is from RefSeq and is a predicted model, not a curated record. The transcript is spliced from 2 exons.